UCUCGCUCGGUACCCCACCUGCUGUCACACAAUGCAAGCGGAAGUAGGCAGGAAGGAGGAGGAGGAGGAGGAGGAGGAGGAGAAGAUGGAAGUGGAGCCCAAGACUGGAGUCUCGUUUCCUGCGAAGCUACCUGAUGGGAAGCAGCUGUGUGCCACCGGGUUAAGGAGAAGGAAACUUCUGGCGUUCGGCAUCAACUUCUACGCCUUCGGAAUGUACGUCCACAUUGAUGCUCGGUUGAAGGAGCUUCUCAAGGCGAAGCUUGGCGAGGCCGCAGAGAAACCCUGUAAGGAACUGUACGAGGCAGUGAUCGACGGCGACGUGGGCAUCGCUGUGAGGCUGGUGAUAGUGUUCAAAGGCCUCACCAUGAGCAUGGUGAGGAAGUCCUUUGAUGAAGGCCUCGUUGGAUCACUGAAGAAGCUCACCGGUGGGCAGAAGAACGAGGAGCUCAUCAAGAAGGUCAUGGCAGCAGCGAAAGAUGGCACUAAACUGCCUCCUGGAUCGGUCAUCGAGAUAACUCGGCUUCCUGGACAAGUGCUGCAGGCCAAGGUGAAAGAUGAGCUGGUGAGCAAGGUGGAGAGUGAGUUGCUGUGCAGAGCUUACUUCCACUUGUAUCUGGGUGAUGAUCCAUUCGACAAGGAGGCUAAAGAGAGAUUUGGAAGAACGCUGGUCUCUUCUCUUUCAGCUCCAUAGGAUAAAAGGAGUACGAGUGGGAAUAAUAAAGGCUGCUUUCGUUUUGCUGCAACAAUGGAGGUUUUCUAUCUAUAUACACAUUUUGCUCAAUGUGUGUGAUAUGUUACGGCAUUCACAUAGACUUGUUAUCUCUUGUA
Molecule: messenger RNA, 828 nt
Organism: Musa acuminata AAA Group (dessert banana)
Lineage: Eukaryota; Viridiplantae; Streptophyta; Magnoliopsida; Zingiberales; Musaceae
Product: chalcone isomerase-like protein 1
Exons: 4
Coding region: 32-691 (219 amino acids)
Biological process (GO): fatty acid metabolic process
Cellular component (GO): chloroplast stroma
Molecular function (GO): fatty acid binding; intramolecular lyase activity
Source: RefSeq, a predicted model, not a curated record